CGGCGCGCGGGGUUUAAAUCGGCGGCGGUUGCCCUGCCCUGGGUUCCACUGCGGGGCCGGGGAGCGCAGCCGCCGCCGCCAAGGAGCUGCUCGCUCUCGCCGUGCCCGCACCAUGGACUCUCGCCUCUGCAGCCGGGUCUGUCCCGGACUCGUCAUCAACAUCCAGCGGAGCAAUGGCCAGAUCCACGAGGCGAAGGUGAAGACCGUGAGAACGGAUGGGACCUCUGUAUCCGUGGAGUGGACCGAAGGUGGCACCGUCAAGGGCAAAGAGAUUGAUAUGAAAGAUGUGAUAACAAUAAAUCCUGAGUUAUUAGAACUACCUGCUGCUGAUCUCAAAGAGAACUUUCCUUUCCAAGAGAAUUUAAGUGUACAGAAACAGAAGCGUAGAUCAACCCUUUCAAAAAUCCCUGCUCCACGGGAAGUUGCAGCAGCGACACCUAAUGUCUCAACACCUGAGCAGAGGACUCCAGCUGCGCGUGGGCGGUCCAGGAUGUCUGUUAUUGCAGAGUCACAGUGCAUCCUCCAGGAAAAUGAGAUGGGGGUAGAUCCCUGCACUUCUACACAAGCCAGAAACGAUUCAUCUGUUCCUGCUGGCAGAACCAGGGCUACCAAGCUGAACUGUGUUCCAGAAGCCUCAGUGACAAAUCUCAAUGGAAAUACAGAUGAUCACCUGCUUCCUGGCAGAAUCUCUUCAGUGAGCCCAGUUCGGAGAAGAUCCAACAUUGUGAAAGAGAUGGAGAAAAUGAAAAACAAGAGGGAAGAGAAGAGAGCUCAAAUCAGUGAAAUCAGGACCAAGCGUGCACAGGAAUUUGACAGCAGCUGUCCAAACUGGGAGUUUGCAAAGAUGAUCAAGGAAUUCAGAGCAACUUUAGACUGUCAGCCACUAUGUAUAACCGAUCCAAUAGAGGAGCAUAGGAUUUGUGUCUGUGUGAGGAAGCGCCCUCUCAAUAAGCAAGAGCUGCAAAAAAAGGAGUGUGAUGUCAUUACUGUUCCAAGCAAGUGUGUCCUGCUGGUGCAUGAGCCAAAGCAGAAAGUGGACCUAACAAAGUACCUUGACACCCAGGCAUUUAGAUUUGACUUUUCAUUUGAUGAAUCCUCUUCUAAUGAAAUGGUAUACAGGUUCACUGCUAGACCUCUUGUGGAAACCAUCUUUGAGGGUGGGAAGGCAACAUGCUUUGCUUAUGGCCAGACAGGCAGUGGCAAGACACACACGAUGGGUGGAGACUUCUCUGGGAGAACACAGAACGCCUCAAAGGGCAUAUAUGCUUUUGCGUCACAAGAUGUCUUCCUCCUCCUAAACCAGCCCAGGUACAGGAGUCAGGAACUGGAAGUCUAUGUGACUUUCUUUGAAAUAUACAAUGGGAAGGUGUUUGACCUCUUGAAUAAGAAGACAAAGCUUCGAGUCCUGGAGGAUGGCAAGCAGCAGGUCCAAGUGGUUGGUCUCCAAGAGAGACAAGUCAGCUGUGCUGAGGAUGUCAUCAAAAUGAUUGAGAUGGGCACUGCCUGCAGGACAUCUGGGCAGACGUUUGCAAAUGCCAGCUCUUCCCGGUCACACGCCUGCUUCCAAAUCCUGCUACGCCGAAGAGGGAAACUCCUUGGCAAAUUUUCCUUAGUGGAUCUGGCAGGGAAUGAGAGGGGUGCAGACACAUCUAGUGCUGAUCGGCAGACACGAAUGGAAGGUGCAGAGAUCAAUAAGAGCUUGCUGGCUUUGAAGGAAUGUAUCCGAGCUUUAGGGCAGAACAAAUCUCACACCCCUUUCCGGGAGAGCAAGCUGACCCAGGUGCUGAGAGACUCUUUCAUAGGAACAAACUCAAGGACCUGUAUGAUAGCAAUGAUUUCUCCAGGCAUGAGUUCAUGUGAAUACACCUUGAACACAUUGAGAUAUGCUGACAGGGUGAAAGAGCUAAGCCCUCAUAAUGGAGGCAGUGAAACACAGAAUCAGAUGGAGACUGAGAGCGAGGAAAUGGAAGGCUUGAGUCCUCAAUACAAUCUCUGCAAGGAUGAGGAGGAAGAGCUCUCUCCCCACAUGUUCAGCUUUCGUGAGGCUAUGACUCAAAUUAGUGAACGGGAGGAGAAGGUUGUAGAGCAGCUUAAAGAACUGAAACAGGGACUGGCAACUGAACUUGACUACCUCUUGAGAAUCACAGAGCAGCCAGACUAUGAUCUUGAGACCUUUGUGAGCACAGCUAAGUACUUUGUGGAGAAGAGCUCAAGAAACUUCCUGAGUGUUGGAGAAACUCUGGAUGCCCUGGAGGCUGCCAUGCAACUGGAGGAGCAAGCCAGCAAGCAGAUGAGGCGGAAGAGGCCUUAGUAAAUACAGCAAAACAUGGUUCACAAGCAGUUCUCUGUAUGUCUUACAUGUUUGUUUGGUUUGUGUCAUUCCUAUUUUCAAUGCUGUAGAGCGUUUGCAGGUCAUGUGUGCCUGAAGGUAGAGAACAUGGAAGCCUCUCCUCACUGGUAUCAGGCUGGUAUCAGGGUGCUAAGUAGAGUGCUAGAAACACCCCUGCAAGGCCUGGGGAGGGUGGCUGAGAGUCUGCUAGAUGCCUCUCUUCUGGCCCUUUGCAAGUGACAAUGGUCUCUUCCAACAGAACUAGAUACAUGUGUAUAGUUUUCUAGUGUACAUAACCUUUCCAGAUGUGCUUGAAACAUUGCAAAGCUGUUGCAAGUCUGGCUUUUCUAGAAAGAAAAUUGACUUGUAUGUAAUUAUACAACACUGGUAUUUUAAUAAGCUUGAUAAAUAAAUGUUCCUGGAUUUAAUUA
This is a messenger RNA of Melopsittacus undulatus (budgerigar), 2760 nucleotides long. RefSeq names its product kinesin family member 2C (gene KIF2C). Gene Ontology annotation, molecular function: microtubule binding; microtubule motor activity; ATP binding. Lineage: Eukaryota; Metazoa; Chordata; Aves; Psittaciformes; Psittaculidae. The transcript has 22 exons. The record is from RefSeq and is a predicted model, not a curated record. Bases 113 to 2311 code for a protein of 732 amino acids. Gene Ontology annotation, biological process: microtubule-based movement.